CCCACCCUCCUGAAGGAACUAGUAGAGCUCGUGUACCGAGUGAUACAAGCCGGCUAGCAUGCCGCUCAAACAUAGAAUUGACUUCAAAUAAAUAGCGGUAGACAUAUAAGUUUUCUGUGCUGGAAUAGUGGUUAAUUGUGGAAAUAAAGACAGGGAAGUAGUAGAGGGUUAGACGGAACGAGUGCGUGGCUGUGGAAAGCUCUUCCUGACUAAUUCCAGCGCGGCUCACGCAGAACAUGGCGGAGCACCACACUGUCUCCGAAUGCAAGCACAAAGCAAAUCCGAAUGCUGGGGGCUCGCUCUCGGGCAAUGGUCGAUCCAACACCGCGGCUGGAUGUGCUGGCGGAGGCCUCUCCGGUGGAUUGACACAGCCGGCGGGAUGGCAGUCCCUCCUGUCAUUCACCAUUCUCUUCUUGGCAUGGCUAGCAGGAUUCAGCUCAAGGCUUUUUGCAGUGAUUCGAUUCGAGAGCAUCAUCCAUGAGUUUGACCCUUGGUUCAACUAUAGAUCAACCCAUCACCUCAGUACUAAUGGAUUUUAUGAAUUCCUCAACUGGUUCGAUGAGAGGGCAUGGUACCCACUUGGCAGAAUCGUGGGAGGCACGGUGUAUCCUGGGCUGAUGGUGACAGCAGGACUUAUCCACUAUCUGCUGAACCUGCUACACGUGACCGUGCACAUCCGCGAUGUGUGUGUGUUCCUGGCCCCCGUCUUCAGCGGCCUCACGGCCAUUUCUACCUUCUUGCUGACGAGGGAGCUGUGGAACCAGAGUGCAGGGCUGCUGGCUGCCUGCUUCAUCGCCAUAGUGCCCGGCUACAUCUCCCGUUCUGUGGCUGGCUCUUUCGACAAUGAGGGCAUUGCCAUCUUUGCUCUGCAGUUCACCUACUACCUCUGGGUGAAGUCUGUUAAGACUGGCUCAGUCUUCUGGACCAUCGGCUGCUGCCUGUCCUACUUCUAUAUGGUGUCUGCGUGGGGAGGCUAUGUGUUCAUCAUCAACCUGAUCCCUCUGCAUGUAUUUGUGCUGCUCCUCAUGCAGCGCUACAGCAGGAGGCUUUAUAUCGCAUACAGCACAUUCUAUAUAGUGGGCUUAGUGCUGUCCAUGCAAAUCCCAUUUGUGGGAUUCCAGCCUAUAAGGACGAGUGAGCAUAUGGCUGCUGCAGGUGUGUUUGCUCUGCUGCAGGCCUAUGCCUUCUUACAGUAUCUGAAGGACAGACUGACCAAGCAAGAGUUCCAGACGCUCUUCUUCCUGGGAGUCUCACUGGCUGCCGGGGUGGUCUUCCUCACUGUCAUUUAUCUGACCUACACAGGUUACAUUGCUCCUUGGAGUGGCCGAUUUUACUCACUCUGGGACACAGGAUAUGCUAAGAUCCACAUCCCUAUUAUCGCCUCCGUGUCAGAACACCAGCCCACCACAUGGGUCUCCUUCUUCUUUGACCUGCAUAUCCUGGUGUGCACUUUCCCUGCUGGACUCUGGUUCUGCAUCAAGAACGUCAACGAUGAGCGCGUCUUUGUGGCUCUCUAUGCCAUCAGCGCAGUGUACUUUGCUGGCGUGAUGGUGCGCCUUAUGCUGACGUUGACUCCGGUGGUGUGCAUGCUGUCGGCCAUCGCGUUCUCCAGUGUGUUCGAGCACUACCUGGGUGACGAUACCAAGAGAGAGAACCCACCAGCCGAGGACAGCAGCGACGAGGACGACAAAAGGAACUCCGGAAACCUCUAUGACAAGGCAGGGAAAGUGCGCAAGCACGUGUCUGAGCAGGACAAGCCAGAAGAGGGCUUGGGGCCCAACAUCAAGAGCAUAGUGACCAUGCUGAUGCUCAUGUUGCUCAUGAUGUUUGCUGUGCACUGCACCUGGGUGACCAGCAAUGCCUACUCCAGCCCCAGUGUGGUGCUGGCCUCUUACAACCACGAUGGGUCAAGGAAUAUUCUGGAUGAUUUCCGUGAGGCAUAUUACUGGCUGCGGCAGAACACAGAUGAGCACGCACGGGUCAUGUCGUGGUGGGACUAUGGCUAUCAGAUAGCAGGCAUGGCGAACCGUACCACACUGGUGGACAACAACACCUGGAACAACAGCCACAUAGCACUGGUGGGCAAGGCCAUGUCCUCCAACGAGAGUGCUGCAUAUGAGAUUAUGAAAUCCCUGGAUGUAGAUUAUGUCCUCAUCAUUUUCGGGGGAGUGAUUGGCUACUCAGGAGACGAUAUCAACAAGUUUCUGUGGAUGGUGCGCAUUGCAGAGGGGGAACACCCUAAAGAUAUCCGGGAGAGUGACUACUUUACCCCUCAGGGAGAGUUUAGAGUGGAUAAGGCUGGGUCUCCUACCCUGCUGAACUGCCUCAUGUACAAAAUGUCUUACUACCGCUUUGGGGAGAUGCAGCUGGACUUCCGCACACCUCCGGGCUUCGACCGGACACGGAAUGCAGAGAUUGGCAACAAGGACAUCCGUCUGAAGCAUCUGGAGGAGGCGUUCACCUCAGAGCACUGGCUUGUACGCAUCUAUAGAGUGAAGAAGCAGGAGAAUCGGCAGCCUCUGGAGCACAAGCUCCGCAGUGUGCUGGCUAAACAGAAGUACACCUCAAAAAAGACAGCCAAGAGGAAGAGGGGAUACGUGAAAAACAAACUGGUCCUGAAGAAAGGCAAGAAACUGAAUAAGAAGUCAGUUUAGUUAUUGAAUGGAAAACAAGGCAAAUGAGGCAAAAAAAGACAAUGACCAACGCAACAAGUAAUUCACAAUUCAAGGAGAACAAAUCAGUCAUCUGGCGUCCAACCACCUGAAAUAACUUGAUUUGGAGGCUUUGAUCCCGUGAUUGCCAUGAUGACCCAGAGGCUGUGUGACCUGAUCGAAAGGGUUGGAGAAGAGGGCCUGGACAGAGAUGUCUGUCCAUUUUAAUCUGAUUCUGGAAUUUUUUUUUUCUCUUCAUUGGUGGGUUUUUGUUUGUGUUUGGUUUUUUUUUUUUUUUUUGGUCUUUAUUUUUUUACUUGAAUGUGCUGGUAAGCAAGUGAGCUAUCCUGUCUGUCAAGAUAGCAAUCCAGUUUUUUGUGGUAUAAUUUAAUCCACCACAACAGUAACAUGAAACAAGAUCAAGAUGAGCCAACCUUGGAGCAAUAGCACCAAAGACCCCAUGUUUUUUGUUUGUUGUUUUUUUCCCUUUGGCAACUUUGACAACUUGUUACUUUGAUGGAAAAAUAAAAAUAAUAAUAAUAAUAAUAAUAAUAAUAAUAAAAGCUAUAGAGUAUGAGGGCUAUGGAUUGGUCUACAGUAGGGGAGGAACAGCCUCUUGUGCACUCUUGGUUUUACCUGACAAAACCCUCCUGCCUGUUUCAGUGCAGUCAGGUUAUUGUCAAAUGAAUGUUUAAAUAUCUCAGCGCAGCAGGCAUUGCAAAGGACUGAAUUAUUACUAAUGUGUUUAAUUAUUGUGGUGAUUUUAAAUAUAUAGAAUUUCCUUUUGUCAUUUUUAUAAUUGGUUGGAAAGAAAUCAAAAGAUUAUGCAAUAAUUCUAAAAUUGAAAUAUUGAAGUACCUAUUCUGUGCUCCCCAUUUCGUUCUCCGUUUCUUGGGCUCCUGUCUCUCGUCCACUGCUUGGCUCCAGCAGUGGCCCGUGGAGCUGAAUGCUGUAGAUAGACUGUCGGCUAAAGGCCAUUCCCCCCCCAUUGUCUGCAUUGUUGGGCUCUGUAGGAAUCUGUCCCUGUCCCCCACUUAUUUUGUAAUGGCUGUCCCACGUUUGACUACUCCACAUGCCAGGAGAGGGUGAGGUUUGUCUUAGUCGUAGGGUUUUAUUAAAUGCUGCGUUACCAGCCUGAAUGCACUUUGGCUUACUUCUCCUUAAAGUGGUUCCACUACUGAGUAGCAUGUGGCUGAGAAGUGUGUUCUUAUUGACCAGGUUUCUGUUCUUCUCUCUGUUUAGGAUGACACAUUGCAUCUCUCCCACCUCAGCUGAACUGCUCUCUUUCACUACUGGUUGACAGUAAUGGUAAUGGUUGGGUUUCUGCUAUUGUUUCAGUUUCUUGCUCCAUGUUUUUCUUGCUUUGUUUCCUUCCUUUCUCUGUACCUUGUUUCUGCUUCAUCUCUUUAGUGGGAGAUUAUAGGAGGAAGGUUUUAAUCGUUCUUUUGAGGAUGAUGCUGACAUCCUAACAGCCAUUUGCCUAACAUCAUAUCUAUUUCAUACUUAAUGGACUCAAAGGUAUUUAUUUAUAAGAACAAAAUGGAAAUAAAGAGGACAGCAUCUCAUCAUGAAAUGCAAAAACUGUAUCUGAUGUUUAAGUUGGGAUUUCUUCCAUGAAUUGUAAAAAAAAAAAAAAAAAAAAAA
Messenger RNA from Electrophorus electricus (electric eel), 4295 nucleotides. RefSeq names its product STT3 oligosaccharyltransferase complex catalytic subunit B (gene stt3b). Gene Ontology annotation, cellular component: membrane. Gene Ontology annotation, biological process: post-translational protein modification. NCBI's taxonomy places the organism in Eukaryota, Metazoa, Chordata, Actinopteri, Gymnotiformes, Gymnotidae. The record is from RefSeq and is a predicted model, not a curated record. Gene Ontology annotation, molecular function: dolichyl-diphosphooligosaccharide-protein glycotransferase activity.